GAGUCAAUUUCAAAUCACAUUCACAUGUCACAGAUAAACUGUAUAUAACAAGUGUGAGAGGUGAAGCAGGUUCACUGCCUCUUGGAGUUGCAUCUCCUUUUCUUUAACAUGAUUAGACAAUGAUUAGCUAGAGAUAUGCUUUUGAUUGCUAUUCUUCUUUCCACAGUUCUGUCUACUUGAUCAAAAGCUUCUAUUUUCUUCGGUUAGGCUACAGAGUUCUCCUUUGCAUCUUAUCCCUUUAAUUGAGAGCUUGGAGAUUGAGCAAAACUAGAGAGAUUCGAGGAGGGGCGCCCCUUCACCGUAAGCUAAUUACCUGCUCUGUCUCUUUCUUGCUUUCAGCUAUGAAGCGGUUCAAUUCCUCAGAUCCCCUGGCUGCUUUCAUCUCCAUUUCUUCUUCAAAAGUGACCUCGCUAAUUCAGAAGAGAGGACUCAAAAGACCAAUCAAGGCUACAGUAGAGAUUUUCAAUCAAUGCUGGAUAGUCUUGAAGAAGAAGACUACUCUGAAGCAGCCAGCCAUGUAGGUGAGAAGAAACGAAGGUUGAACUUGCAUCAAGUUAAGGCCCUGGAGAAGAAUUUUGAGGUAGAAAACAAGCUUGAGCCAGAGAGAAAGCUGAAAUUAGCUGGAGAAUUAGGCCUGCAGCCACGACAAGUAGCUAUUUGGUUCCAAAACCGUCGUGCCCGUUGGAAGACCAAGCAAUUGGAGAGAGAUUAUGGCACUCUUAAGGCCAAUUAUGAAGCUUUAAAACUUGAUUACUGUAAUCUUGAACAGAAGAAUGAAGUCUUGGCACAAAAGGUAAAAGAAUUGAAAGCAAAGUUGAGUGAAGAAAACGUUGAUAGCAGUCACUCUGUUAAAGAAGAGCACCGCGUUUCAGAGUCAGACAACAACGCCUCAGUGCACAGUAAGAACCGUGAUUUCAGUGAAAAAAACAAUUCAAGUGCGAUCACCAAAGACCACAGCAAUAUUUCCUCUUCGCAUGAACUGAUGAACUUGUUUCAGCUGUCUGAUUCAAGAGUUAUUUUGGGGAAUAUAUAUCAAGUAUAUCAACCCCAUCUUAUGAAACCGGAAGAGCAGAGCUUGUUUAGCACUGAGGAAUCUUGUAAUUUCUUUUCAGUUGAUCAAGCCCCCACUCUUCAUUGCUAUUUUCCUGAGCACUAAAGUUGGUGUAGUUUUAAAAAGGUUCAAGUCUGCCUUCGCAAAUUCUCGUUGUUUUUUAGGACUUCACUUUAUGUUCUCUUCCACUGGAUUUGGUGUGAAUAACCAUAUCACAGCAACCAAUGCUAUUGAAGUU
Molecule: messenger RNA, 1289 nt
Organism: Populus trichocarpa (black cottonwood)
Lineage: Eukaryota; Viridiplantae; Streptophyta; Magnoliopsida; Malpighiales; Salicaceae
Product: homeobox-leucine zipper protein ATHB-6
Exons: 3
Coding region: 470-1156 (228 amino acids)
Biological process (GO): positive regulation of DNA-templated transcription
Cellular component (GO): nucleus
Molecular function (GO): DNA-binding transcription factor activity, RNA polymerase II-specific; sequence-specific DNA binding
Source: RefSeq, a predicted model, not a curated record